CAAUGAGUGAGAUUUGGGGGAAGGGGUUGGUGCUGUCUCUCUCUCUGCGUGUGGUUAGUGGAGUUACCUUCAUGUGAGCGAGGGAACUACUUUGCUGCCUGCGGCUCUGAGCCUGCAGCAUGGACAUGGACUGCGGGCCCUGCUGCGAGGCUGGAGCCAGCGGGCAAACCGGUCUGGACACCAGAGACACCUGAAUUGGCUGUUCAUGGACUAAAACCAACACCAGCCUACAGGAGGAGGAGAGGGGCUGGUGCAGCCAGCGGGCUAAAAGGGGAGGAAGAAAAGCCAAAAGGUGGAAACGAUGGCCACCCUACCAGGAAGUCGAGUGGUCGCGCUGACCUUGUUGUGCGGCAAGACUGGAAGUGCCACACUGUAUCCAGCGCAACAGUAUCCAGUGCGACUGUAUCCAGCGCGGGCUUCCCCGUUGAACCCCGCGAGCGGCGGCUGUAGCCUGAAGAGAUGCAGAUCCACCUCCUCCUUAUCCGGUUACUCCGAACUGGCCAGGGAAAGAUCGAAAACGGUCACCUCCUUCUACAACCAAUCUGCCAUCGAUGCGGCAGCCGAAAAGGCAUCUGUACGUCUGACACCAACCACCAUGUUGUAUUCGGGAAAAACCCCAGACGGGAGUCAUAACCUGCGGAGUGCCAAGUAUCUCUACAAUGAACUACCCGUCCGCAUCGCCCAUCGAAUUAAGGGAUUUCGGAGCCUUCCCUUCAUCAUUGGCUGCAACCCCACAAUUUUGCAGGUGCAUGAGCUGUACAUCAGAGCCUUUCAGAUGUUGUCUGAUUUCCCACCAAUCACCGACAGCAAGACAGAGACUCAGUACUGCAAGAUGAUUCGUCAGCUCUUGGAUGACCAUAAAGAUGUUGUGACGAUGCUGGCUGAGGGUUUCAGAGAAUGUCGCAAAUACGUGCAGGAUGAAUCAUUGAUCCGUUCUUUUCUGGACAACACCCUGACGUCCCGACUGGGAAUCCGUAUGCUGGCAACGCAUCACCUGACCCUGUAUGAGAAUAAUCCUGACUUUGUGGGGAUUAUCUGUACACGGCUGUCUCCAAAGAAGAUCAUUGAGAAGUGGGUAGAUUUUGCUCGGCGCUUAUGUGAGCAUCAGUAUGGAAAUUCCCCACGAGUGCGGAUAAAUGGCCAUGUGGCAGCCAGAUACCCUUAUAUCCCGAUGCCUCUGGACUACAUCCUGCCUGAGUUACUGAAGAAUGCAAUGAGAGCUACGAUGGAGAGUCACCUUGACACACCUUACAAUGUCCCUGACAUCGUGGUCACCAUUGCCAACAAUGAUAUUGAUUUCAUUAUCCGGUAAAUCAGUUUUUUUUUCCAAGUAU
This is a messenger RNA of Rhincodon typus (whale shark), 1334 nucleotides long. RefSeq names its product branched chain ketoacid dehydrogenase kinase (gene bckdk). NCBI's taxonomy places the organism in Eukaryota, Metazoa, Chordata, Chondrichthyes, Orectolobiformes, Rhincodontidae. Gene Ontology annotation, biological process: regulation of glucose metabolic process; protein phosphorylation. The transcript is spliced from 9 exons. The record is from RefSeq and is a predicted model, not a curated record. Gene Ontology annotation, cellular component: mitochondrion. The coding region runs from base 302 to 1312 and encodes 336 amino acids. Gene Ontology annotation, molecular function: pyruvate dehydrogenase (acetyl-transferring) kinase activity.